Molecule: messenger RNA, 565 nt
Organism: Spodoptera exigua (beet armyworm)
Lineage: Eukaryota; Metazoa; Arthropoda; Insecta; Lepidoptera; Noctuidae
Source: the annotation of a GenBank genome assembly
UGAAAGAAAGGAAUAUCGAAUGACAAUUACAUUUUUAGUGAUUGAAUAUUUAGGAACUUUAAAGUAAAUUAAUUGUUAGCGAUAAUUGUAAUUAUAUUUAGCCGAUAAAAUGUCUGACGAAGAAAGAUGGAAUAAUCGCAAUAGAGAUAUCUACGCAUCGCCUACGCAUUCAAGCUUUGAGGUUCUCGAUCCGCAUGACCCCACUUUGAGUCGUUUGGCUACCCUUCUGUUCAAACGAACAAAUGAGUACUUGCAAGGGGAAAUUGCUUCUGGAGGUGAUCAUUACAUGUUGCUGGAAGAAAUCAAUCGUUUGGCCAUUACCAAGUAUACGGACUUGCGCAAUCUCGCUGUGAACCUGAAUCGGACUCUGAUGGAAUACAACGACCUCUAUGGCAACACCAUCAAGCCGCUGCUUUCUCAAAUUGACGAUAUUGACAUCAUGGUAGCCAGACUUGAGGAAAAUGCUUAUCGUUUGGAUAGUUACACAAAGCAACUGAAGACCCGCAUCAAAGAAAUGUAUGACGCGAAAUGAUAAGUACCAGAAAUGUAUCGAAUUCUAAACCUA